AUGGCUACUCUUCAAGACAUUGGCGUCUCUGCCUUCAUAAACAUAUUGAGUGCUUUUGCUUUCUUGUUGGCUUUUGCUCUGUUGAGAAUUCAACCAAUCAAUGACAGAGUUUACUUCCCCAAGUGGUACAUUAAUGGUACGAGAAGCAGUCCAAGGAGGCGAGGCAACUUUGUGGCCAAAUUUGUUAAUCUCAAUUUCAAGACUUACUUGACUUUCUUGAAUUGGAUGCCGGAGGCUAUGAAGAUGUCUGAGAAACAGAUUAUAAGCCAUGCUGGUCUUGACUCUGCUAUUUUCUUGAGGAUUUACACUCUUGGUUUGAAGAUUUUUGUACCUAUGUCAGUCUUGGCUCUCCUAAUUCUUAUUCCAGUCAAUGUAUCAAGUGGUACACUGUUCUUUUUGAGAAAAGAAUUAGUUAUGAGUGAUAUCGAUAAGCUUUCAAUAUCAAAUGUUCGUCCUCAAUCUAUAAGAUUUUUUGUUCACAUAGCUUUGCAAUAUUUGUUCACUGCAUGGACUUGCUUCAUGCUGUACAAGGAAUAUGAUAAUGUAGCAUCAAUGAGGUUGCAUUUCUUGGCUUCACAAUCUCGGCGUGCUGAACAGUUUACAGUAGUGGUGAGGAAUGUGCCACAUGUUUCUGGUGACUCAAAAUCAGACACAGUGGAACAAUUUUUCAGAAAAAACCACCCAAAUACUUACCUUUGUCAGCAGGCAGUUUAUAAUGCAAAUAGAUUUGCAAAACUUGUGAGGAAAAGAGAUAGGCUCCAAAAUUGGCUGGACUACAACCAGCUUAAGUUUGAAAGGCAUCCGGACAAGAGGCCCACCAGGAAGACAGGAUUUUUGGGACUUUGGGGUGAAAGAGUGGACUCCAUUGACUACUACAAACAACAAAUUCAAGAACUGGAAAAAAGAAUGGCAUUGGAGCGUCAGAAAAUUCUCAAAGACGCAAAAUCUAUCUUGCCAGUUGCUUUUGUUUCAUUUAAUUCGCGUUGGGGAGCUGCUGUUUGUGCACAAACACAGCAAAGCAAGAACCCAACCCUGUGGUUGACAAAUUGGGCUCCUGAACCUCGUGAUAUUUAUUGGCGAAAUUUGGCUAUACCAUUUGUUUCAUUGAGCAUCCGAAAGCUGAUAAUAUCUUUGUCAGUGUUUGCUUUGGUGUUCUUUUACAUGAUACCCAUUGCUUUCGUGCAAUCCCUUGCAAAUUUGGAAGGUCUUGAAAAGGUUGCUCCUUUCCUCCGGCCAGUAAUCGAGCUGAAAUUCAUCAAAUCAUUCCUCCAGGGUUUCCUUCCCGGUCUUGCUCUUAAAAUCUUUUUGUACAUUCUUCCUACACUUUUGAUGAUAAUGUCAAAGAUUGAGGGAUACAUUGCAGUUUCAACUCUAGAACGGAGAGCAGCAGCAAAGUACUAUUACUUUAUGCUGGUGAAUGUAUUUUUGGGGAGCAUUAUAGCUGGAACAGCUUUUGAGCAGCUGCAUUCUUUCCUUCACCAGUCACCAACCCAGAUUCCUAGAACAAUUGGAGUUUCCAUUCCAAUGAAGGCUACUUUUUUCAUUACGUAUAUAAUGGUUGAUGGGUGGGCUGGUAUUGCUGGUGAGAUCCUCCGACUGAAACCAUUGGUCAUAUUUCAUCUGAAGAACAUGUUUUUGGUAAAAACGGAAAGAGACAGAGAAAAUGCAAUGGACCCUGGGAGUGUGGACUUUCCUGAGACUCUUCCUAGUCUCCAACUAUACUUCCUUUUGGGUAUUGUCUAUGCAGUGGUGACUCCAAUCCUGCUUCCUUUUAUAUUAGUCUUCUUUGCCUUGGCCUACCUGGUUUACCGCCAUCAGAUAAUUAACGUCUACAAUCAACAAUAUGAGAGUGCUGGUGCAUUCUGGCCCCAUGUUCAUAGCCGCAUAAUCGCAAGUUUAUUGAUAUCUCAACUGCUAUUGAUGGGCUUGCUGAGUACAAAAAAAGCUGCUAAUUCAACUCCUUUGCUAGUUAUCUUGCCCAUACUGACGUUGACCUUCCACAAGUACUGCAAGAGCCGGUUCGAACCUGCAUUUAGAAAGUACCCACUUGAGGAAGCCAUGGCAAAAGACAUAUCAGAUCGGACAACGGAACCUGAUCUUAACUUGAAAGCAUACUUGGCUGAUGCAUACCUACAUCCCAUUUUCCAUUCUUUUGAGGAAGAAGAGUUAGUUGAGGUUAGAGUGGACAAACACGAAGCACAUGUUGCGAGUGCUCGGAUGAGCGAACGUAGCUCUCCUUCUCCUCCACAUCAAGUCUAUCAUCCUUCUUCCCCACCACUUGAAUAUCAUCCUUCUCCCCCACAACAUAUCUAUCAUCCUUCCUCACAACCCCAUUACAUUUAUCAUCCCUCCUUCCCACCUCAUUAUGCCUAUGAUUAUGAAAAUGAGCCCUGAACAUAGAGAGCUAUUUAUCUACACUAGAAGAGUUGCUAACUACCAUUUGUUCAACUACUUACCACUAUUCAUUGAGAUAGUGCCCUUCCACCUACCAUUAUGGGUUAAUCACAUUGUAUUUUCUUGAUAUAUGCUUGGAAAUGAUGCAGGAAAUUUAGGAACUUGCAACAGCUAGUUCACACUAAUUUAAUUUAUAUCAUGCUUUCACACUUUCCUUAUAGUAUGUAUCGGCAACUCUCAUGAAUUUAUGUAAAGCGUGUGGUUUUUUAGUCAUCAAAUGGCUGAAUACAUAUAUUUACCCUUUAACUUUUCAAUUUUAAUCUCGUGGCACCCUGAACUUUGCGAGUGACGGGUCGUGCAUCUAAA
Molecule: messenger RNA, 2760 nt
Organism: Jatropha curcas
Lineage: Eukaryota; Viridiplantae; Streptophyta; Magnoliopsida; Malpighiales; Euphorbiaceae
Product: early-responsive to dehydration stress protein (ERD4)
Cellular component (GO): plasma membrane
Molecular function (GO): calcium-activated cation channel activity
Source: RefSeq, a predicted model, not a curated record